AUGCAGGAAAUCUUACGUUUGUAUGAGAUGAGUGAAAACAACGAGUGGAAAAGAAUUUCAUGGGCCAUUCAUAAACGUAACAAAAACAAAAUGAUGCGAUAUCGUCAACUAUGCUCAAAUGACGAAGAAUUUCUUUCGUUCAAAGAUGGAUUUUUGGAACAGGUACCUCCAUCGCAACAACAAAUCAAUCAACGAGAUCUACCCGAGACGUCAAGCUGUAAUACGAACGUGAACUUUCAAGUGGACGGUCAAGCAGAUCAUGACGCUCUGAACAGAAAUGAUGGCUGUGAAGGUUAUGCCACUGAUAGUUCCGAAGAAUUCCGAACUGCAGAAGAAAUUGAACAUUAUCAUUCAUCGGCAGGUUCUGUGCAGUCCAAUAACAGUGUCGACGAUAAUGAUGGUGAUAAUGAUACUGAUAGCGAGAGUGACAGUGAUAGUGACGAAGAAGUGGAUGAUAAUAUAGUACAAUCAUUUUUUCAUGCUCAACCGAUAGAAUUGAAUUUUCCCUUUACUUCCAAUUCAAACUUUCAUCAAAGAGAUCAUUUACUUGCAGUUGUUGCUAUGUCUAUUCGCUAUAAUUUUUCAUACGAAGCUACUCUUAAUGUAUUGAAAUGGAUUAAAUUAACUCAUAAUGAUAAUUCUUUGCCAACAACAAAAAAAGCGUUGUGGAAGACGUUGAACAAAAACAAUUCUGUUAUAUUCAAGAAAAAACAAAACUUUGAUUCAGUCGAAGAUGUAUAUGACGGAAGUGAAUACGUUGAACUGUCGAAGCCCGGCAACUUUUUAUCCAGUCCAAACAACUAUUCAUUUACUUUUAAUACCGAUGGAUGUCAACCCACAAGCUCAUCAAGCGUCAGUGGAUGGCCUAUUUAUCUUCAACUUAAUGAAUUAUCUCCUCAUAUGAGGAAGAAAUAUAUUUUCUUAGCUGGAGUUUUUGUUGAUACUAAGCACCCAUUAAUGAAUAAUUUCUUGCACCCAUUUACAGACCAGAUGAAAGAAUUUUAUGAAGAAGGUGUAAGUUGGAAACCUUCAGAAAAUCGUCAAGUGACAUCGAAAUUUAUAGUUACUACUUGUUCUGUGGACUCUCCUGCUCGAGCACUAGUAACUCGUAUGAAUCAAUUUAAUGGGUAUUUUGGGUGCACAUACUGUUACGCAAAAGGCGAAAGAAAUGGCAGCAAAAAUACUUAUACUUUGAACCACUGCUUUCAACGCCUCCGACUGAGAGACGAAAUGUUAGAAGACAUGAAAACAGCAUUUUUAUCAAAAGUAACUACGAAUGGUGUCAAAGGAAUUCCUUCGUUAAUAUCAUUACCAGAAUUCGAUAUAAGUAAAGGAGUAGUAGUAGAGGCAAUGCAUGCAGUUUUUCUCGGGGCAGUUAAACAGCAUGCAGACCUUCUUAUGACGAGUGUAGCAGCAGAAUUUUACAUUGGAAAGCCAGAUAUUUUAGAAAGGAUUAAUCAACGUCUACUGUCUAUAAAACCACCAACUCAACGAUCACGAGCGCCAAGAUCAUUAGCAACGUAUAAGCAGUGGAAAGCAUCAGAGUGGCGCAACUGGCUUGACUAUGUUCCAAUAUGCUCCAAUAUUGAACUGGAUAUUGCUGAAGAAUUAAUAAAGAAAUAUGUGACGUUAUUUGAAGAGUAUUUAGGAGAAGAAAACAUGAGUUAUAAUAUUCAUUUACUAACUCAUCUCACAAAUACUGUACGUUUGUGGGGUCCGUUUUGGGCACAUGAUGCAUUUUCUUUUGAGGCCUGGAAUAAGAAGAUAGUAGAUAAAAUAACUAGCGCUUAUGCGAGAGCUGAUCAAGUUGUGACAAGAUAUUUAAUGUCUACAUUUCUGGAACUGACAAUUUACAACCCUGCAGUGGCCGAAGAAACUAGAAAGUUUAUCUGUGACACACUUAAACUUGUAGAUCAUCACACAAUUGUUGAUAAAUUUAUCAAUAUAGGGCGAUUGCAACAACGUCAACAAGUAGCAAACGAGUGUGAAUGUCUUCGAGAACUCGACAUUCAACCUCCGGAAGAAUUGCUUUCAUUUUUUCAAGUAAAAGUCAACAAAAUAAAAUAUAAGUGUGACGACAAUGAGGAUACAAAAUUUUGCAAUUCAUAUAUAUUUUCUAAAAUGUACGGUUUUGGCAAAAUUAUUUCAAUUGUUGAAUUUACAUCAUUAAAUGAAAACACUGUCAGAGGGUUUUUCAUAAAAUGUUUACAAAAGAAAAAAGAAAUGUUUGAUACGAAUUAUAUUGUAAAGAUUGAAGAAACUAAAACAAUCAAAUUCUUAAGUGCAGAUGAAGAUAUAAAGCCAGCAAUAAUUGUUUCGACUGUUAAUGGAAUGUAUGCAUUCAAGCUUGCUAAUUGUUGGGAAACGGAUUAA
This is a messenger RNA of Cotesia congregata, 2373 nucleotides long. The record is from the annotation of a GenBank genome assembly. NCBI's taxonomy places the organism in Eukaryota, Metazoa, Arthropoda, Insecta, Hymenoptera, Braconidae.